Messenger RNA from Durusdinium trenchii, 2148 nucleotides. NCBI's taxonomy places the organism in Eukaryota, Dinophyceae, Suessiales, Symbiodiniaceae. The record is from the annotation of a GenBank genome assembly.
AUGGAUGUGGAUGAAACGAACGCUUGGCUAGAGGAACUUCUUGGGUUCAGGGCUGAUGGCCCCCGUGCCAUGCUGGGGACAUGCUGUGAUGCGGGCCAAAGACCAUCGGCCAGUGAAGGUGAGUUGCACUAUGCUAUGCUUUUGCGGUUGUGUUGGUUGAGUUGGGGGACAUGGACUCGUGUUGCCCUAGCUCUAGGUGAACAAAGCCUGGAGCGCUUCAAGCUGUCAGUGAGAUGCCAACCACGGUUGCAAGAAUUGCUUGUGCUAGGGUUAGGGGCUGACAGAAGGGUGAAGCUGAAGCUGCCUCCCCCAUCCGCCACUGCAAGCAAGAGCCUGCAGUGGUGCAAGCAAAUGGUGCAAAGCAUCCUGGACAAGGGGCCCACUGUUUACAAGAUUGGCAUGACAGGGAACCCCUUGUUGCGAUUUUAUAAGCUGCCCUCUGCGGAAUCUCCUUCCCCCGGUUAUCGCUACGAAAAAGACAAGUUUGAAUUCAUGUACAUUGUUUUUGCGGGGGCGACUUGGGACGAGGCUGGGCUAGUGCCAUGCUGCAAAGUCGUCGGACUUGCCAAAGCCCUGGUCAAAGAUGGUGUGGGUGCCUCACAGAGCCAGCUCAUUGAGGACUUGUCCAAAAUAAAAGAGAAGGAUGCAGAGGGAAAGACUCAUGAUGUACUCUCAAAACAUGCCCUCACCUUGCCAAUCCCCAUACGGGAGAUUUUCGGCAAACCAGAGCUAGAAGGGUUCCCUCGCCUAAAGCCCAUCGACUUCUUACACUACAUGGCAGAGUCGGGUCAUUUGAACAAGCUGCUGGGAGGAAGGUCCAUUGCGGCUAGUGGUAGGAUUCUUCUGCAAUUUUGGCAGAACUUCAAGGGCAUACAUCCAGACUUUGAGCUCUGGGACCUGGUAGAGGACUCUGACAUCAACCUAGCAGAUUGCAUCCCAAUCCAUGCCCACAUGGACGGUGGCCGUGGUUACAAGAAGUCGGAGUUUCUUGUGUUGAACUGGUGUUCCAUUAUUGGGAAUGGCACCGGAAGACAGAACAAGAAGGACCCAGGAGUUCAUAGAUUAAGGAGAAACCCAGACUCCAUGCAAACCAGCCUCCUGGGUCACAGCUUCACAUCCCACUUUCUGUAUGCGGCCAUGCCAGCGCAUUUCCACAAAAAGAACGAGGUUGCAUUUCAUUCAUUGCUGGCUUCUUUCGCAGAAGACCUACGUGAAUGCUUUGAUGAGGGUAUCAUGUGGAAUGGACGCUUGCUUAGACUUGUUUUGGUGGGGCUGAAAGGUGAUGCAAAAAUGCAAACACGUGCGGGUAGGUUCAACAGAAACUCGUCUACUGUGAGGAAAGCUCCAUAUGAUCCCACAAAAGUGAAGCAAUCGCUUGGAAGGUGUUGUUGGCUGUGCCCCGCCGGAGACAUCCAGGCCCCUUUUGAGGAGAUACACCAUGAACAACCUGCCUGGUGGCAAAUGAUGCCGCACUUCUUGGAGCCGCCUUGGGGACCAGGGCAGGAAGGUGGCAUGUUGGAAUCUUCACUCCAAUACACAAUGAACCCUGCAAAGUUCUAUUUGCAUGACCUAUUUCACGUCUACCUUGCUGGUGUGGGACAAGACUUUGCCGCGGCGGCGCUGGUCGCAAUGCUCCCCCACAUGUUCCAAUCUCCCGAUUCAAACUCUGUUGAUGCCCAGAUUUCAGUUCUGAAUGAUGCAUUCAAGGCUUGGAGGAAAAUGUUCCACGUUGGGUGUCACAUCACUGCUUUCAGCAAGACUAUGUUGCACUAUCCUGAUCAAACCAAGCAAUUCCCCACGGGGAUGUGGUCUAAAGCAAGUGAUACCGCCCGAAUUAUCCAGUUCAUUGCCUACGUGUGUAGCCUGUGGCCAGAACUCUGUUCUCAGAACAAGAUGCUGGGUUACAUUGACAUGGCAUCUAGGGCUAUUGGCAAUUCUAUGGUGGGGCUUUACGAUGCAGACUUAUGGAUUGAACCUUUGGUAGAUUCAGCCAACAUUUUUGAUGCCCACUUAGGGUUCUUAAUAACUUAUGGAACAAAACCUUCAACUUCUGUGUGUUUCAACUUUUGCGCUGACCAAGGACCCGCCGCAGACCAGAACCAUCGUACAGAGUGGGAUGUGUUUUUUUGGCUUGCUACAGCAAGCUAG